GAAACCGUUGUCACAAUCACCCGGAUGUACUCCUCUCAGCUUCCUGAUCCGUUGCACGAUAGAAAUUCAGUUUCCUAGUUUUUAGUCUGGUUAGCAGGUUGACUAUAUAACAAAAAUGCCGGGCCCAGACAGAGAAACAGAUCUGACGGAGAGAAUUGAAGCAUUUCUGACCGACUUGAAGCGUGGGGGGAGCGGGGUGGGCCCCUUGCGAGGCUCUGCGGAGACAGCUCGUGAAACGACAGCUCUGCUCCGCAGAAUCACAGCCCAAGCUCGGUGGAGCAACGCAGGCGACCUGAUGGAAAUAAUCCGUAAAGAGGGGAGGAGAAUGACUGCAUCCCAGCCGUCAGAGACCACUGUUGGUAAUAUGAUCAGGCGGGUCCUGAAGAUCAUCAGAGAGGAAUACGCCAGGUUUCAAGGUAGCAAUGAAGAGACAGACCAGCAAGAAUCUCUCCAUAAGCUGCUGACUUCAGGAGGACCCAGUGAGGAGAACUUCAGAUCUCCUUUCCCCACUCUCAAAGCCAAUGUCAUUGAGGCCAUCAAUGAGUUGCUGACUGAGCUGGAGGGAACAACUGACAACAUUGCCAUGCAGGCCCUAGAGCACAUCCACUCUAAUGAGGUCAUCAUGACUAUUGGCCGUUCUCGUACCGUGGAGGCCUUCCUCAAAGACGCUGCACGUAAACGCAAGUUCCAUGUCAUCGUGGCAGAGUGCGCCCCCUUCUGCCAGGGACAUGAGAUGGCAACCAGUCUCUCCAAAGCUGGCACUGAAACAACUGUGAUUGCAGACGCUGCCAUAUUUGCAGUCAUGUCUCGUGUUAAUAAGCUGCCAGAGGCUCCAGUGAGACUCAAAAGAAGCAGACACCAGAAGCUGCUCCUAACUGCUCUUUGCCCCUCCCACCACAUUCUGUUCCCUAGCACCAAUGUAUACCAAUAUACUCUAGUAGUAUACUCUGAUUACUGCAAAAGUGGUAAAGCACUAACUUGACAAAGCUUAAAUAAC
This is a messenger RNA of Monopterus albus (swamp eel), 997 nucleotides long. It is a transcript of the gene eif2b2, whose product is annotated as eukaryotic translation initiation factor 2B, subunit 2 beta. The record is from RefSeq and is a predicted model, not a curated record. Gene Ontology annotation, biological process: translational initiation. The coding region runs from base 116 to 982 and encodes 288 amino acids. Gene Ontology annotation, molecular function: translation initiation factor activity; guanyl-nucleotide exchange factor activity. Gene Ontology annotation, cellular component: eukaryotic translation initiation factor 2B complex. NCBI's taxonomy places the organism in Eukaryota, Metazoa, Chordata, Actinopteri, Synbranchiformes, Synbranchidae. The transcript has 6 exons.